AAAGGAAGAAGAAAAAAACAGACAAUCGCUUUUAGUUUAGCGUCACACACAUAUACACUCUCUCACGCACACAUACAAACACAUACACACUCACACACAUGCACCCACACUUAUUAGAUAACGACUGGAGCGAGAGCAGAAUACGUUUUUAAGCUCCAAGAUAAGGCGCACGGCGUGGAGCACCUCUGUACCUCGCGGGGGGCUCGAGGAGGCCAUGGAUCAUAUUGGAGCGCAUCUCCAGCACACUCACGCCGAGCCCAUCAGCUUUGGGAUCGACCACAUCCUCAACAAUGUGGAUCAGAGCUGGAUGCCCGAGUCGGACUAUGGACUCGGCUGCGUUGUCAGCACUGCCUACAACACCAUGACGGGUAACUUCACCGGCAAUAACUCUGGAUAUAACAGCAACGCAUAUGGGGUAGCCAAUCUGAGCGGCACCUAUAACAUGAACAUGGGGAUGAACGUCAGUGGGAAUAACGUUAACGCGGCUGGAGUCAUCCGUGUGCCCGCGCACCGGCCUCUGAACAGUGGACACUCGUCCAUCCCCGGUGGUAUGUCCACGAUACCAGGCUCAAUUAACAACCUGACGGGAUUUACCUUCCCCUGGAUGGAGAGCAACAGAAGAUACACCAAAGACAGGUUCACAGUGGCGCUUUCACCACUCACUGUAACACGCCGUGUAGGUCACCCGUACCAGAACCGAACGCCCCCAAAAAAGAAAAAGCCCCGGACGUCUUUUACCCGCCUGCAGAUCUGCGAGCUGGAGAAACGCUUUCACCGACAGAAGUACCUGGCUUCCGCAGAGCGAGCGGCUUUGGCUAAGGCCCUCAAGAUGACUGAUGCGCAAGUCAAAACAUGGUUCCAGAACAGAAGAACAAAAUGGAGGCGCCAGACAGCGGAGGAGAGAGAAGCAGAGCGACAGCAAGCCAACCGGAUCCUCAUGCAACUCCAACAGGAGGCUUUUCAGAAAACGAUAAAUCAACCGGCAAACCCGGACCCGCUCUGCCUGCAUAACAGCUCCCUGUUUGCGCUUCAGAACCUCCAGCCGUGGACUGAAAACACCGCCAAAAUCAGCAACGUGUCCGCCUGCGAAUAACAAACUCGGACCGCUUUUAUUUUCCCUCUUUAAAGUGAUUGUAGUAAUAUAGUGAACAACUUUUUAAGAUCAUGAAGAGGACUUUAAAAAAUAUGACUCACGACGACCGGAUUGAUCUGACACUGCCUCGAAAAAAGUUUAGGUUGAUAGUGUCAGUGAACUUAAGCCACGACACGCGCUCAAUAGCAACGGGCUUUUGAGUUUCAGCUUAUCUGCCUGUUUUUACGUGAUUUAAUUUCAGACGUUUUUAUUUAACAUUUUCAGUAAAACAUAAUCCAGUCCUAAUUAUGGACUAAGCAUAUAGAUAUACCUUGAUAUAAGUCAAUAAUAAGUGAGCACUUAUUUUAGCACUUUCUCUAACAGGAAAACGUAUAGAUAUUCAUACCUGAUCCUUUUAGGAACAGGCCUAAUUCAAGAAAAAUGUAUCGAUUCGGUGGCAUACAUUCAGUAGCCUAUCUGUGUCUCAUAACAAUGUUCAUAUUGAUAACAAUGGUUAUAAAUUAGGUUUUAGCAGUUGACUAGACGCAACCCCUUUCUCUCUGUGCAGGGAAGAAGCAGUGACAAUAUUUGACAAUUUACCAUCUCAUCAAGUUUCUCGCUUAUAAAUGAGUAAUUAUCUUUUACCUUUUACCACAUCACUCAAGCACUUAUUCAUUUGGAUGAAACUUUAUUGCAGUCUGGUAUUUACCUGGUAUUUGCUUAGAAAUGAGUUAUCUAAAUAUUUUACUAAUUAAUUAUCCAAUAUUAGUUAUUGUUUUUAUCUUUCAAACAAGCACGAUGGUAUAAAUAUUAAUAUUGCCUUGAGUUUGUUGAAGUAUUUUUUUUUGGUAGGUAGCCUAUCCAUUGUUACUAUUAGCCUAUAAUUUCUUAAUAAAAACCAGGUAAACAGCUGAAUUAUGCCUGUAAAAUAAGGUGUUAUUUGUUCAAUUUUCUUGUACUUUAGGCUAUAGUCCUCUAAUAAUUUCAGUUCUGGUGAUCCAUUUAUACAUAUGAUGACAGGCAAGAAUUAUAAAGGCCAUAUAAAAUCUUUUAAAAUUAUUAA
Salvelinus sp. IW2-2015 is the source of this 2135-nucleotide messenger RNA. RefSeq names its product T-cell leukemia homeobox protein 1-like. The record is from RefSeq and is a predicted model, not a curated record. Lineage: Eukaryota; Metazoa; Chordata; Actinopteri; Salmoniformes; Salmonidae. Gene Ontology annotation, biological process: regulation of transcription by RNA polymerase II; animal organ development. Gene Ontology annotation, cellular component: nucleus. Gene Ontology annotation, molecular function: DNA-binding transcription factor activity, RNA polymerase II-specific; RNA polymerase II cis-regulatory region sequence-specific DNA binding.